AUGGAGACAUAUGGAUGUCAAAUGAAUUUCAGCGAUUCGGAAGUAGCUCAUUCUAUUCUAAAAAGUGCAGGAUUCAAAAAAGUCAAUGAUCUGGUCGAGGCGGAUACUGCGCUCCUCCUUACUUGUGCUAUUCGCGAAGGUGCCGAAGCAAAGAUAUGGCGCCGUAUGAGUUACUUGCGUUCUGUUCCAAGAAGCAAACAUCGUUCACCUCUGCGCAUAGGGAUUCUCGGUUGUAUGGCUGAACGUCUGAAAGAAAGCCUACUUGAAGGACAGGAAGUUGCUGCAGAUUUUGUGUGUGGUCCAGAUGCCUAUCGUGAUCUCCCAAAGUUAAUUAAGGACAUUCAAGCGAACGGAGUGAAAGGGGCAUCUCUUUCUCUUUCUUUGGAAGAGACCUAUGCUGAUGUUAAGCCCGUUCGUCGAUUCGGUCCAUCGGCCUUCAUCUCAGUAAUGCGAGGCUGUGAUAAUAUGUGCUCCUAUUGUAUCGUUCCCUUCGUUCGUGGAAGAGAGCGUAGUCGGCCAUUAAAAUCGAUCGUCGAAGAAGUGUAUCAACUCUCCUCUGAGGGUGUUAAAGAAGUCAUUCUUUUGGGCCAGAAUGUAAAUAGUUAUCGUGAUCUCUCGGAUGGCCCUGAUUCCGUUGACUGUAGUGUCGAUAGCCUUGCUCCUGGCUUCAAAACUGUGUACAAGCAAAAAGUCGGCGGGCAUCGGUUUAUCAAUCUGUUGGAUGCAAUAAGCUCUAUUGCUCCUAAUAUGCGCAUACGAUUUACCUCUCCUCAUCCCAAAGAUUUUAAUUUAGAUGUUCUCCAACUAAUUGCUGAACGCCCAAACGUUUGUUCACAGGUUCAUUUACCGGCACAAUCAGGCAGUUCCUCUGUCUUAGAGCGCAUGCAACGUGGAUACACUAGGGAAGCUUAUUUGGAACUAGUCGAUCGUACAAAAUCGAUCAUUCCGAACGUCGCAAUCUCAUCGGAUUUUAUCGCUGGUUUCUGUGGCGAAACAGAGGAUGAUCACAAGCAAACACUUACUCUUAUAGAUCACGUUUCUUAUGCAUACGGUUUUUGCUUUCCCUUUAGUCUCAGAAGCAAAACUCGCGCGUUUCACCGAUUGGAGGAUGACGUGCCGGCGGAGGUAAAAGCAUACAGACAUAAUGAGUUGAAAAGAGCUCUCCGUUCGUCGGCCCUCCGGUUCAAUAAAGCUCUCAUUGGUUCCAUAGAACUUGUACUUGUUGAAUCGGUAACAAUUGGUUUGCUCCCUCCCUUCCUCUGCAUUCUUGUGAUCGCUGGUUUUAUUAGUAAAAGAUCGACCGCUGAAUUAGCUGGACGUGUGGAUGGGGGAAUUAAGGCAAUUUUUCCAAAAUAUCUUCCAGAUUCUUCUGAAAUUUGCAUAGGUGACUACGUCGUCUUAAAGAUCGACUCCUGCACUUCUCAAACUCUCAGAGGCACCCCACUCAGAAAAACAAAUAUAGUUGAUUUUCACAAAAACCAUUCUACUGGGCGCCAUGAAGCUCAAGCAUCUUAG
Hydatigera taeniaeformis is the source of this 1515-nucleotide messenger RNA. Lineage: Eukaryota; Metazoa; Platyhelminthes; Cestoda; Cyclophyllidea; Taeniidae. The record is from the annotation of a GenBank genome assembly.